Syngnathoides biaculeatus (alligator pipefish) is the source of this 2021-nucleotide messenger RNA. RefSeq names its product transmembrane protein 184ba (gene tmem184ba). NCBI's taxonomy places the organism in Eukaryota, Metazoa, Chordata, Actinopteri, Syngnathiformes, Syngnathidae. The transcript has 9 exons. The record is from RefSeq and is a predicted model, not a curated record. Bases 372 to 1625 code for a protein of 417 amino acids. Gene Ontology annotation, molecular function: transporter activity. Gene Ontology annotation, biological process: transport.
ACCCAAAACCAAAUGUUGGGACGAGGGAAGAGGGAGGGCUGCUGCAGCCAAAAGAGAAGUUGGCUGUCGCGCAGUCAGGAACACUUGACGGACUUUCGCUGGUGUAAAAGUGGGGACGAGCACCUGUAAACGGCAACCUUUAAGAUAUUUAACAUGAAGACGAAACAGUAGGCGAGAAAAUCGCGAAGGUUAACGGGUCGGCCAGGGCUCAACAUGGAUGUUCGGGUGGGCGACGGUGCGGCUCUGAGCUGGAGUUAAGGCCGUUUACGGGCUAUUUCUGGUCGACAGUUUGUCCCGCGUGACAUUGGAGCUCUUUUGUGGGUUGAAAGCUCGACGUCAGCGGUGUUGUCGCGAGGAACAACUCUGCAAAGAUGCUGAGGUUGUGGAGGAGAGAUGUGCCCCUCUCAGAGAGACUUGGGGCGGACUCCCCUUCGGAUGCCCUGCCAGGCUCCCCAGUGACGCUGCCACCAGGAGGGCCCAACAUUUCCUGGCUCCCCGAACCCCCCUUGAUGAGCGAAGACCAGCCCAUAUUCCUCAUGACCCCCGCGGCCCAGGCUGUCUCUGGUUUUUUUGUCUGGUCCGCCCUACUGUUUACCUGUCAACAGAUCUACAUGCAUCUGCGUUUCUAUAGCUCACCCCGGGAGCAACGGCACAUUGUGCGAAUCCUCUUCAUCGUCCCCAUCUACGCCAUUGACUCUUGGCUCAGUCUGCUCUUCUUCACCAAUGACCAGUACUACGUGUACUUUGACACCAUCAGGGACUGCUACGAGGCGUUUGUGAUAUACAACUUCCUGAGUUUGUGUUAUGAAUAUCUCGGAGGAGAGAGCGCCAUCAUGGCAGAGAUCCGAGGGAAACCCAUCGAGUCCAGUUGCCUGUUCGGCACCUGCUGCCUGAGGGGAAAGGCCUACUCCAUCGGCUUCCUGCGCUUCUGCAAGCAGGCCACGUUGCAGUUCUGCGUGGUCAAGCCGCUCAUGGCCACCAUUACUGUCAUCCUGCAGGCGUACGGCAAAUACAAAGAUGGAGACUUCAACAUUGCCAGCGGUUACCUCUACAUCACCAUCAUCUACAACAUCUCAGUGAGCUUGUCUCUGUACGCUCUCUUCCUCUUUUACUUUGCCACCCGGGACCUACUCAGCCCUUACCGACCUAUACUGAAGUUCUUCAUGGUCAAGUCGGUCAUCUUCCUCUCCUUCUGGCAGGGUGUGUUACUGGCCGUUAUGGAGAAGUGCGGCGCCAUCCCGCAGAUUCAGUCAGUGGACGUGUCCGUCGGCGAGGGGACUGUCGCCGCUGGUUACCAGAACUUUAUCAUUUGCAUCGAAAUGUUUUUUGCGGCGCUGGUUCUGCGUCUGGCCUUCACGUACACGGUCUACAUGAACAAAAGUAUAAAUGAACAAGGGCGCUGUGCCCCGAUGCAGAGCAUCUCCAGCAGCCUGAAGGAGACCAUGAACCCGGGCGACAUGGUCCAGGAUGCUAUUCACAAUUUCUCCCCGGCCUACCAGCAGUACACCCAGCAGUCGACGCUGGAGCAGGGCGUCCCGGUGCCCGUGUUGCGCUCCUUCAACAGCGUCCAAAACUACGGAGACACCGAAAAAACCCUUCUGCUGAGCUCAGACGAUGAUUGCUAGACACAAAUGUACUCUAUCCUCUCGAAGAAGUGGGUCGAUCCUUAAGCGUGCACGUGUGUGUGCGAGUGAGAAUGUGAGAAUUAGUGUUCUUUUAUUUCAUGAGAGCAUGAAUGCAAGUAUGUAUUAAAAAAAAAAAAGCACAUUUCACCUGAACACUAAGAUAGUUCGGUAUUUUGAAAAAAAAAAAAAAAAAAAAACACCUGCUUAGUAAAUAACUUUAAUUUUGUUUAAGGAUGUCUUGUUUUGAAUUUCUACUCCAAGGUUUGCUUUUCAUAGCCGAACUGUGUUUUGCCUGUAUUUUAUUCCGAAAAUAUUGUGAUGUUUGGCUUUUUGGGCAUUUGCUAUAUUUCAUGAAACCCUGAAAAUGACUUUGAGAAUAUAGUAUCACUUUGCAAU